Molecule: messenger RNA, 1002 nt
Organism: Prorocentrum cordatum
Lineage: Eukaryota; Dinophyceae; Prorocentrales; Prorocentraceae
Source: the annotation of a GenBank genome assembly
GACGCGGUCGCGGUGUCUGCCAGCGAUAAGCUCGACCCGCUCAAGUGCCUGUCCAUCAUGCUGGAGAGGGAGGGCGUCGACCCGCAGGAGGCCGCCAGCAUCCCGCCCUUUGACUGCCACGCCAUCCGCAGGGUGGCAAGGACCUUCAAGGAGCGGACGGCUGUCGGGGCUGAUAGGUUGAGCCCUCGCGAUCUCGUGUAUCUGUCUGACCGCGGCCUCACAGUCUUGGGCUUGCUGUGGCACUGGGUGCUGGACACGGGCAGACUCCCGUCUCAGGUGUCCUUGAUCACGAUUGCAAUGCCCGUGAAGCCCGAGGGCGGAUUUCGGCCCAUUGGUAUCCUAGCCACCGUUGUGCGAGUCGCAUCCGCGCCAGUAGUGACGGAGCAAACGAUCGUUGCAGGGUGUACGUUCGCCACGACGCUUCUGAAAGUACUGUUGAUUCGCAUGUUGGACUGCGUGAUGGCUAAAUUUCCCUUCGCACGCGUGUACAACGUGGUUGAUGAAAUCACGGUACGCGUUCGAGUCAGCAGGGAGCUUGUGCGUGACAUGCCGCCUGUCGUCGUCGGUUUCACCUGCAGGAAGCUGGAGGAGUUGGACCUAGUUCUGGCCAGGGCUGAGGGCAAAAUCGUGUCGACCCACCCUGAUGUGGUCCAGAGAUCCGAGAGAGCCCUGGCCAGGUGGGGGUUCACUGGGGCCUCGGUGGUGGGGAUUCUUGGAGUGGAUUUCACCAUGACAAAGGCCCGAAGGAACCCCGUGCAGAAGGCCCGAGUGGCCAAGCUCAAGCGAAGGGCCCACCGUUUCCGAGGGUUGAGAUCGUCCUUCAAGAUGUUGACCAGGAUCGUGCGCGCAGGUGCCAACACAGCAGGACUCUACGGGGCCUCGGUCACAGGAGUGUCGGACAGAUCCCUCCAGCAGCUGCGCUCGGUGGCGGGCGAGGCGGUGUUCGGGCAGGCCAAGGGCAGGAGUAACACGAUUGGCUUCAUGCUGUCGCCGACGCCGCAG